Molecule: messenger RNA, 3136 nt
Organism: Chinchilla lanigera (long-tailed chinchilla)
Lineage: Eukaryota; Metazoa; Chordata; Mammalia; Rodentia; Chinchillidae
Gene: Znf768
Product: zinc finger protein 768
Exons: 2
Coding region: 894-2606 (570 amino acids)
Biological process (GO): transcription by RNA polymerase II
Molecular function (GO): DNA binding
Source: RefSeq, a predicted model, not a curated record
AGGUGUAGUUAGGAGGAGCGGAGCGGGGCGGGGGCCGGGGGAAUGCGGACGAGCGCGCCCGUGCUGGGAACUGGAGGUCAACGAAGGGGUCCUCGGCUGGAGAGCCUCUCUGAGGCCAAAAGGGAGUCCAUCUAGGUCCCCGAGGCGUGACCGGGGCUGACCUAGAAGGAAGGGGAGCUAGACACCUCCCCCGCUGGCGCCGGGAAGGGAAGCGUCGCUCCUUCUUGCUGACCUUGGUGUCGAUUGUCGCCUCGCCCUUUCCACAGGCACUGACAGACACGGGGCCCUGGAGAUCUACAGCCAGGUCCCUGGACAGAGGGAGACCCAGGACGUGGGCACACAGACUGCCCUAGACCCUCCCGCCGGCUCCAGGGCGCCGGGUCUCCCCUCCCUCCAACGCCGGGGCCAUCCAGCCCAGGGUUAAUGCCAACGAGUUUCCACCUCCAUCUGCUCCUAGAGAGGCCGCGGCGCUAGCCAGCGGGGGGAACUGGCCGCGGACGGACACUUCCUGUGCUGGGGGGAGGGGGUCGGGAGCCGCAGCCUAGUCGGGGGGCUGGGGCCGGACGGCGGGGUCUCGGGCGGGGAGCGGUGGCCGGGGGUUGCGGGACGAGUCGUGGACCCCUCAUCUCCGAGGUUGCGACGCGUGGGGUCCGUGGGGGCCGUAGGACAAGUCGAGACCUUGGGAGGGGGCGGGGCCGCGGGGAGGGGAGGGGCCCGGCGGGCCGGAGAGGCCCAGGGUCAAGACGUCCGGCCUCGGGGCCCGGGGCUGGGCAGCCGGAUCCCCUGGGCGGCGCUGCGCGGGCGAGUGGCGAGGGCCCAGGGCUCAGGGCAUUCAGGUCGGGUCGCAGGAUCGUCCGCCAUCGCCACCGCCGCUGCGUUGGGAGCUGGAGGGGAUGGAGCGGGAAGCGUCGCCGUGGGGCCUCGAGCCCCGGGAUGUGCAAAGUCCUGAUGAAAUAGGGAGCCCCGAAGAGUCCCUCAAAGGUGAGGGAGGGAUUGCUCCCCCUCCGAGCAAUACGAGUGAGAAUGAGGAAGAGGAAAUUUCUCAGCAAGAAGCCAAUGGGGACUAUGAAGUUGAAGAGAUACCUUUUGGGCUUGACCCCGAAAGCCCUGGGUUUGAACCACAAAGCCCAGAAUUUGAAUCCCAAAGCCCCAGGUUUGAGCCUGAAAGCCCAGGGUUUGAGUCCCGAAGCCCUGGAUUUGUGCCCCCAAGCCCUGAGUUUGCACCCAGAAGCCCCGAGUCAGAUCCUCAGAGCCCUGACUUUGAACCCCAGAGCCCUAGGUAUGAACCCCAAAGCCCUGGCUAUGACCCCAAGAGCCCUGGGUAUGAACCCAAGAGCCCCGGGUAUGUAUCCCGGAGCCCUGAAUUUGAGUCUCAGAGCUCCAGGUAUGAAUCCCAGAACCAUGGGUAUGAACCCCAAAACUCUGGAAUUGAACCUCAGAAUCCUGAGUUCAAAACUCACAGCCCCGAAUUUGAAGCUCAAAGUUCCAAAUUCCAAGAAGGUGCAGAGUUGCUUCUGAACCCCGAGGAAAAGAGUCCCUUGAGCAUCCCUCUAGGAGUUCACCCCCUGGACUCCUUCACUCAGGGGUUUGGGGAGCAGCCCACAGGGGCCCUGCCCCUAGGGCCACCUUUUGAGAUGCCUACAGGGGCCUUGUUGUCGUCACCCCAGUUUGAGAUGCUCCAGAAUCCCCUGAGUCUGACAGGGACCCUUCGGGGUCCAGGCCGACGGGGUGGCCGGGCCAGGGGUGGGCAGGGCCCCCGGCCUAACAUCUGCGGCAUCUGCGGGAAGAGCUUCGGGCGGGGCUCCACCCUGAUCCAGCACCAGCGCAUCCACACGGGUGAGAAACCCUAUAAAUGUGAGGUCUGCAGCAAGGCCUUCUCCCAGAGCUCUGACCUCAUCAAACACCAGCGUACCCACACUGGCGAGCGGCCCUACAAGUGUCCCCGAUGUGGCAAGGCCUUCGCCGACAGCUCCUACCUGCUUCGCCACCAGCGCACCCACUCUGGCCAGAAGCCCUACAAGUGCCCGCACUGUGGCAAGGCCUUCGGCGACAGCUCCUACCUCCUGCGGCACCAGCGCACCCACAGCCACGAGCGGCCCUACAGCUGCCCCGAGUGCGGCAAGUGCUACAGCCAGAACUCGUCCCUGCGCAGCCACCAGAGGGUGCACACCGGGCAGAGGCCCUUCAGCUGUGGCAUCUGCGGCAAGAGCUUCUCCCAGCGGUCGGCACUCAUCCCCCACGCCCGCAGCCACGCCCGGGAGAAGCCCUUCAAGUGCCCGGAGUGCGGCAAGCGCUUCGGCCAGAGCUCCGUGCUGGCCAUCCACGCCCGCACCCACCUGCCGGGCCGCACCUACAGCUGCCCCGACUGCGGCAAGACCUUCAACCGCUCCUCCACGCUGAUUCAGCACCAGCGCUCGCACACGGGCGAGCGGCCCUACAGGUGCGCCGUGUGCGGCAAGGGCUUCUGCCGCUCCUCCACGCUGCUGCAGCACCACCGCGUCCACAGCGGGGAGCGGCCCUACAAGUGCGAUGACUGCGGGAAGGCCUUCUCCCAGAGCUCCGACCUCAUCCGCCACCAGCGGACCCACGCCGCCGGCCGCCGCUGACCCGGCCCGGCAGGGGCGGGCAGGCGGUGGUCAGGGGAGAAGGGGACAGGGAGCUAGAGAAACCUUUAGAGAGGCUAGUGAGGAGCUGACGGGGAAUGGAGGAGUUGAGCGUUCUGGAAGAGGGGCCGGAGUGCGGGCAGUCACAUGCCCUGGAGACUUUUGGGAAACGGGCUAUGGAGAGGGGCUGGAGGGCGGCCAGCUGGGCAGCAGGAGGCCCUGGGAGAGGUCCAGAGAGAGGUAGGCAGGGCGCUGGCCGGCAGCAGCACGCUCCUCGGGCGCCUGGCUUGGCGAAGUGCUAGGUGGGGAGGGGGGUGGGAGAGGGAGGGCCAGUUAGAGGGGGUAGCUUAGAUCGGUAGGUGCUGAGACCCUCGUUGAGUCAAGAAGGGGGGAAGGGGUAGGUAGAAUGAAUGGGAGGUGGAGCCCUGGGGCAGGGUCUGCACCUCUGAGUGCAAACCCCAGCCUGCCUUGUCUUCCUCAGGCUUUGGAGCCCUUGAAUUUGAGUUCAAUAAAAACCUUUAUGUGGUAAAAGA